Messenger RNA from Metarhizium robertsii ARSEF 23, 249 nucleotides. RefSeq names its product CHY zinc finger. The record is from RefSeq and is a predicted model, not a curated record. The coding region runs from base 1 to 249 and encodes 82 amino acids. Gene Ontology annotation, cellular component: mitochondrial intermembrane space. The transcript has a single exon. Gene Ontology annotation, molecular function: zinc ion binding. Lineage: Eukaryota; Fungi; Ascomycota; Sordariomycetes; Hypocreales; Clavicipitaceae. Gene Ontology annotation, biological process: protein import into mitochondrial intermembrane space.
AUGGUCUUCGCCUGCAAGAAGUGCAAGAAGUGCUUCCGCAAGGACACGCAGGAGUUCGAAGAGAGCGAUGAGUACUGCCCGCAUUGCGAUAAUCACUUUGUCAUCGACGCCAAAACCCCGAAGGCUGCACUAUCCGUGGAGAGCGAAGACGUAAGAGUCAACAACAAGAUGCUCAAGGACGAGCGCGUCAGACAAAAGGAUUACCGUACCAUGUUCGACCCUGAUGAUGAUGCGGAUAAGCUGGGCUAG